This is a messenger RNA of Dreissena polymorpha, 4081 nucleotides long. Its product is annotated as cytochrome P450 2J6-like. Gene Ontology annotation, molecular function: oxidoreductase activity, acting on paired donors, with incorporation or reduction of molecular oxygen, reduced flavin or flavoprotein as one donor, and incorporation of one atom of oxygen; heme binding; iron ion binding. Bases 548 to 1954 code for a protein of 468 amino acids. Gene Ontology annotation, biological process: xenobiotic metabolic process. Lineage: Eukaryota; Metazoa; Mollusca; Bivalvia; Myida; Dreissenidae. The record is from RefSeq and is a predicted model, not a curated record. The transcript has 8 exons. Gene Ontology annotation, cellular component: cytoplasm; intracellular membrane-bounded organelle.
GUUCGUAAUACUUCAUUCAGGCAUUUUUCUCUUUUCAUAAAGAUUCGUAAAUAAAGCACAGCGAAGAGAUGUCGAAAAGAAAAAUCCGAUCCAAGUUGAAAUUUAGACGCGAUGGUAUACACAGAUAAAUAGAGCGCGCAAUGAUAAACGGCUUACAAUGCACGUAAAUAUUCGAAACCUAUCACUACACUCACAGCGUUUAAUCUUACAGCGUUAAGUGUAGCGUGUAUCUUAUACAAGGGGGAUUUAAUUUUGUAAAUAUUAACAGGAUGUUAUAAAAAAUUGUGUUUCAUGUAUGGAUGCAAAUGUGAGGACGAUGUAUUGUUUAAGUGAAUAUUAAUGGUGUAUGAAACGUUAAUAUCGUGCCAUUAAGUAAGGAUAUUCGUUCGUUUUUAAAAACGUUUACUUUUUAAAUACUCUUUCCUUUCUCGGUAAAGCGUUCCUACGACAAUAUUCUACAAGGUCACGAUGAAAGGGUAGACAUUAAAAAAUUAAAAUAAGUCUCUUAAGAUAAAAAUCAACACACCAAAACCUUUACAAAGCAACGAUGUCAAUUGAACUAAAACGACCUCCGGGACCGAGAUGUUGGCCCAUCGUCGGCAAUCUACUGCAGCUGUCGGGAUCGGGUAUGUUCUACGAGAAACUAAACACUCUACGAAAACAACACGGGGACGUUGUGUAUAUUGAACUGGGGGCGCUCAAGCUGGUGGUGCUGUUCGGACACGAGAAAGUGAAGAAGGCCCUGACCGCUCAACCGGACUCGUUCAAGUAUCGACCACAGUGGCUCGUGGAGAUUUCUAGUUUCGCAUUGUUUAACGGCAUUGUUUGGUCCAAUGGUCCGCUUAACGAAAAAUUGCGGCGCUUUGCGGGUCCCAGUGUUUGGCCAGGGUUAGGAGACCAAACUCUCGAACAGCGCGUGCAAAUCGAGGCGACCGCCCUCGUGAUGGAACUGACAAAUCAGAAGGGGAAUUCUGAGACACUGAAGACUAAGUUCUUUCAAGCAAUCUCUAAUAUCAACUGUGCAAUCAUUUUCGGAUCGAGGUACGAGUAUUCGGAUGCUGAGUUCCAGGAAUUCAGCGGGCUCAUGGACCGGCUGUUGCAGAGACAGGGAAUCAAUAACCCGCUUAACUUCAUCCCUAUUCUCCAGUACUUACCGGAAGGCAAGAAGGUUAAAGAGAUGAAGGUCGCAAUCAAGAAGAUGUGUGAGUUUCUGGCUGGGAAGGUCAAAGCCGCCCGAAGCACGUUCGACAAGAGUCGCGCGCGCAGCCUUGUGGACCUCUACCUGUCGCAGGAGCACGAGCAGGAUCCCGUUACAGAGGAAAAUGUGUUCCACAUAGUGCGCGACUUUUUCGUUGCUGGUACAGAAAACGUCGCAAUCGGAUUGUUAUGGUUAAUCGGUUAUAUGGUCCGGUACGGAGCAGUACAGGGAAAAUGUCGAGAAUGUAUACAGAAAAUUGUAGGAGACAAAUCUGCUCCUAGUCAAGGUGACAUAAAACAGAUGCCAUAUGUAGAAGCUACGGUACAAGAGGUACUGCGACUUGCGAAUAUAGCCCCCUUAUCGGUGCCUCAUGCCACAGUGGAGGAGGCGGAGUUUGAAGGCUAUUCCAUACCACGCGAAACGAUGGUGCUCACUCACCUGCAGUCGGUCCACUUAGACCCCGCCUACUGGGAUGACCCGGAAGUGUUCCGUCCUGAGCGAUUUCUGCGCGACGGCGUUCUAAUACAGAACGAGGCUUAUUACCCAUUUUCAAUAGGCUCCCGGUACUGCCUUGCUGCUAAGCUGGCCCACAUGGAACUGACAUUGAUAUUCACAACACUGCUGAAGAAUUUCACUUUCCCUAGCGACGCAUCGUGCAUACCGACCCUUAAGUGCACCCAGCCCGGAGCGUUUGUAGAACCGGAAGUGUUCAACGUUACCUGUAACGCGCUGACGUUAUCGCCGUUAAUGAAGUAGAACAUGGUCCAGCUCGUAUAUAUGACGUCAGCAGGCAUCAUCAGAAACCACGUUCACUAAAUACAAUCUUGUCAUUGAUCUGCUCAGGGGAUAAGGCUAGCUGAACUUAGAAUUUAUGAAAAUUUAAUAAACAUUUAAUUGGUUUGGUGUUGAAGUCUAGUAGAAAUUCCACCCAAGGAAACGACCUUACGUUACUACAGUGGGCAACGUUUACUUCAGUUGUAUUAACCGGUUAUGGUCAGCUGGAUUCAAGGCUUUAAACGUACUAUUAUUUUAUUUUUACGCGCUUUCAUAUGUGCAUAUAUGCUAAUUUUGGUAAAACUAAUAAUGUUGGUCUAUUAUUUACAAGUUUUUUCCUAGGGUAGAGACUAAUGUGGAAGUAAUAAUUGAGCAAAUCUGUAUGCUUAAUUGGCAAUCAGAAUGCGGAAAAUGCAAAUAUGUAUAAAUUUAACAUAACAAGUGAAGUCAUUAAUCGCGCUUCCCGUUAAACCGAAAGUAAAUAUGGGUGGAUUUACAUAUGAUUGACUUGUGCACGGUUAUUGUCAGUGCGGUACAAAGCCACUUAGAACAAAGUUAUGUAAAUGAGCCCGCUCUAUGAAAACGGGGCGUAAUGAUUGCGCGUAAAGUGUCGUCCCAGAUAAGUCUGUGAAGUCCGCGCAAGCUAAAUACAGUAGACACUUUUCGUUAUCGUUGUAUUUUUCGUUUAAAAAAUUCUCUUCUAAACGGAUAUCCAGCCUAGGAGGAAUUAAAGUGUCGUCCCAGAUAAGCCUGCGCGCACAUGUUUGAUGUAGGAAAGUGUCGCCCCAGAUAGGCCUGCGCGCACAUGUUUGAUGUAGGAAAGUGUCGCCCCAGAUAGGCCUGCGCGCACAUGUUUGAUGUAGGAAAGUGUCGCCCUAGAUAGGCCUGCGCGCACAUGUUUGAUGUAGGAAAAUGUCGCCCCAGAUAAGCCUGCGCGCACAUGUUUGAUGUAGGAAAGUGUCGCCCUAGAUAGGGCUGCGCGCACAUGUUUGAUGUAGGAAAGUGUCGCCCCAGAUAGGCCUGCGCGCACAUGUUUGAUGUAGGAAAGUGUCGACCCAGAUAGGCCUGCGCGCACAUGUUUGAUGUAGGAAAGUGUCGACCCAGAUAGGCCUGCGCGCAUAUGUUUGAUGUAGGAAAGUGUCGACCCAGAUAGGGCCUGCGCGCACAAGUUUGAUGUAGGAAAGUGUCGACCCAGAUAGGCCUGCGCGCACAUGUUUGAUUUAGGAAAGUGUCGCCCUAGAUAAGCCUGCGCGCACAUGUUUGCUUAGGAAAGUGUCGCCCCAGAUAAGCCUGUGCGCACAUGUUUUAUGUCCCGUUUCCAAGAGCGAGACUUAAAUGUAUUUAUUCACAAAAUUUUGCGAUUGUUUAAUGACUAUAUUUUAAAACCUAUUAUUAUGUACAUGUAUUUGAAAGAUAUUAACUUUGCUUAUGUUUACGAAAGAUUUUUUCUUCUUGUGGAAACAUGAAAAUAGAUUUUAGCUUGUUUUCUACGAAUUGAAACUUCUAUAAUAGGAGUCCGAGUUUUGAUUUCAAACUAUCUUAAGAAAAGGAUAAUUUAACUUUUUUUAAAUUUCAUUAAUCUACAGACAUUAUGAUAAUGUUUGUGAUAAUAUUUUAAAGAUGUUAAGGGUUCGGAGAGGACAUACAGCUGAUCAAUAAAAUAUCAGGAAUUACAUGAUUUUCUUUGCAACCUUAGAUUGAAACUUAAGUUUAAAUAUGGGUUCUUGUUUGUUUGUUCGUGUUCUAUCGCGUCAUACGUGUUUGUCAUCCUUUCCAAGCGCAAUAGUGAAGUUGGUAAAAUCGAAUGCAAAUGUUAUUUCUUCGUAAGACUUAUAGACUGUUGAUUAGUAUUAUUAUUAUAAUUAUUAUUAGUAUUAUUAAUAUUAUUAUUAGUUUUAUUUUUAUCAUCAUCAUCAUCAUCAUCAUCAUCAUCAUCAUCAUCAUCGUCAUCAUCAUCAUCACCAUAAUAUUCAUUUUUUUGCGGAGAUUGAGUAAUGGACCGACAUAAUAUUAUACUUCAAGUUCAAUGCAUUAGUCAGUCGGUUUGUUAGAAUUUGUUAUUUAAAGCAAAACACACUUUGUUUUAUUAGAAAUAAAGUAUGAAUCAUA